UUAAAAGAGCUCAAAAGGCAUCAGAGAGCAAACUGCAACAGUAAAGGUGAGCAGCCAUAUUGCACUCCAGUCUCUCACGCAUGCGCAGUCCUGUGCAUAUGAGUCAGCGUGACUACACGUGGGUCGUGGGAGUAACUAACCUUAUGAUCAUGAUGGCAACUAUGGCGACUGGUACUAUGGAAAGCACAAGGAUCAAAGAAGCACUAAGGAAAGAAGGGGAGUUUUUAAAAGAGCUCAAAAAGGCAACAGAAGAGCAAAUUGCAAUCUUAAAGGCUGAGAGAGUGAUUCUAGAGCGGCAGGUACUCCAUCACAGUGGACAACGAUCGACCAGUGCCAAUCGAUCCAUUACAUUACCCAUCCAGCAGCAAUCAAGCAUAGAAUCACCUCAUCUACCAGUACUUAAUCUUGACCUACCAAAUCGUGCAGUGCCAUCACAAAAGAAUGGCAACGAAGAAGAAGAGGAGGAAGAUUGAAGAUUGUCAAUAUUUGUUAUAUUAUAUUAAUGUAUUAUAAUUCUUUGCCAAAUUAUUAUUAUUCAGAGACUAUUAAUCAAAAUAUUUUAGGUAACCUUAUAA
This is a messenger RNA of Amphimedon queenslandica, 575 nucleotides long. RefSeq lists its product as uncharacterized. The transcript is spliced from 3 exons. The record is from RefSeq and is a predicted model, not a curated record. Gene Ontology annotation, biological process: transcription initiation at RNA polymerase III promoter; transcription by RNA polymerase II. Lineage: Eukaryota; Metazoa; Porifera; Demospongiae; Haplosclerida; Niphatidae. Bases 81 to 473 code for a protein of 130 amino acids. Gene Ontology annotation, cellular component: nucleus.